Molecule: messenger RNA, 3479 nt
Organism: Exophiala oligosperma
Lineage: Eukaryota; Fungi; Ascomycota; Eurotiomycetes; Chaetothyriales; Herpotrichiellaceae
Exons: 3
Coding region: 1191-1820 (209 amino acids)
Source: RefSeq, a predicted model, not a curated record
CUCAAGAGCUUUCACUCCCACGGCAUUGUGUUCUUCUCAAUGUCCUUUCACCAGAAUCACCACUACAUCCUACCUUUUAUUAUCACCGAUAUCGAAUAAGGAAACAGUCUGUCGCCCACUCCCGUCGUAUAACAUAUCUAAAUCUUUGUGGACGCGAGGGGAUUUCGACAAGGCUCAUUUUCUUCCUCAUCCUUGUUCACCCAAGUGGAACGCGUGCACGUCCACUGGUAGCGGGUAGCCGAGACGUGCAAGGUAUAGCUUCGUUUCCUACCGCGAGGCUUAACGACGCAAUGUGUCCGGAGAUCCAAGAGACCGGCGAAGGUGAAGACUCGAGAGACAUCGCUCCUGAUCCUCAUGUUGACGACGAUCCCGACUCUACGUACGGCGGCGAUGCCGUAUCAGAAACAACAUCCAUAUCAUCGUGGAUACGUGAUUAUCGCGUCGAGAAUGGCCGCACAUACCACGCAUACAUGGACGGCAAAUACUGGUACGGUUGUUCCCUGUCCAUUUUGUUCCUUUUUCUUGCCAUCUUGACUCGUCGUCUAUCGGAGAAAAAGAUUUACUCGAUGACACUUCGGGGUCCUCGGAUCGACACUGACGCUCGCUUGCGCCAGGGGUUCAAACGAUGAAGCUGCCAACGAACACCUCGAUAUAGGUCAUGAGCUUUACACCAAGACUCUCGGCAACAAACUCUUCCUCGCCCCAAUUGAUCCCAACCCUUCUAAGAUCCUCGACCUCGGCACCGGCACAGGUACCUGGGCAAUCGACGUCGCCGACGCCUACCCGUCCGCCGUCGUCACCGGCACCGAUCUAUCGCCCACCCAGCCGACUUGGAUACCUCCAAAUGUGCGUUUCGAAGUCGACGACGUGGAAGCCGAAUGGACGUUCCCACCAAACUCGUUUGACCUCAUCCACAUCCGAGGCUUACACGGCUCCAUCACCGACUGGCCGGCGCUGUACGCGCAGUGCAUGACGGCCCUCAAGCCGGGCGGCUGGCUCGAACAGGCCGAGUACUCGGCGCAGUUCACCAGCGACGACGACACCAUCCCGCCCAACGGCGGCAUCGAGGCCUGGAACCGCGUCGGCCCCGAGUGCCACAGGGUACUGAACCGCGAACUGCAGGUGCUCGACGGCAUGCGCUCACACAUGCUCGACGCCGGCUUCCGGUCCGUCGCCGAGUUUCCCUACAAAUGGCCAAUCGGGCCGUGGCCACAGAACCCCGAGUUCAAGACCCUGGGCGCAUGGUGUCGCGCCCACGUCGACUCGGGCCUGGAGAACUGGACCCUGCGCCUCCUCACGAGCGUCCUGGGAUGGUCGGUGGAGGAGGUCCUCGUCCUCUGCGCCAACGUCAGGAGGGACAUCCGAAACCCCAAAGUCCAUGCGAUUCACAGGAUGAAGGUGGUCUACGGGCAGAAACCAACCGGAUAGCCGGCCGCCGAGUCACCCUUGAUGAUAAUUAUGAUGAUGUCCCACGAUCGGUUUGGCCUUCUGCCAGCUAUAAUGACGUUGAAUUGUUUGUUGGGCUGCUCCUACCUCUUUUUUUUCCCCCCACCACGAGCAUUGAACAAGCGUUUAGGGAGCGGAGCCUUUGUUGCAUGGCGUUAUCCUUCCAUAAGAUGCACACGUUAGGGAGUAUCAUUUACGAUAUUUUCAGCGGCGUAUCGAUAGGACGGAUCCCUCACUUUUUGGUCUGGCCAGCGACACGAUAUAUAUAUUUGGCUAUGACUGGCCGUCAUGAUUCUGUUGAGAGGGCUGUCUGUCAUAUUGUUGUUAUUAUGAGGCGAGUUAACAGUGCCAACUUAUUUAUAGCCCUGCCGUGACAGUCGGCACGGUGAGAUUGGUAUAUAUAUUGAUUACACAGAAGGUAUUAACAUAUCUUUUAGAAUCUUAUCAUGUCUCAGCGUGUCAUGCACAUAUCACUUGUACCUGAAAGGAGAGGAAACGACAAUUCAUCAAUCUCGAAACGCAUCUGCUCGUCCAUGAUCAUGAUGCUCCUCCUUCGCCGUCGCGAAGGAGACCUGUUCUUCACCCUCGUCCUGCGUCUUGAUCGGUUUAGGCGACUUGAUUAGGUCCAAUGGAGGUUCCUGCCUCUGGUGGUCUUUGGCUGGUUUGGGCAUGUAAAGUCUUCCAAACUCGAACCGAAGCGGAACGUCAGUCUCCCCGACUUGUUCCCGUCGCCAUACAGCGAGGGGACCGGACCAAAGAAACAGGGCUCGGUCAGGCGCGUCGUCUGACUCUGACUCUGCUGAUGCUGUUGUUGCGGCGGUGGUGGGCCUGUCGUGGGUGGCCAUUUUGUUUCCCGAGUCCAAUAUAGGAAGAGGAAUCACGGUACCAUCAUCCUUCCAGCAUUCAAGGAAGAGCGCGUGCGGAUCACGCCGCGCUUGAAACCUGAAACCCUUGGUGAGAACUUUGUGAACUCGAGCCGCCUGUUCCGCCCCACCGAGUUCCAUGACCAGGAGCCUGGCGCCGACGGCGUCGAAGAUCUGUGCGAGGGGCCAGUAGAACAAAUCUCCCGAGUGUACAGAGGGGCCGUUCUCAGGCACGAGGGCAAUCUUGGGUUCGAAUUUGCGGACGCUGCGUUCGGUGGUUCCGCCGGGGGCAUAGUCUUUCUCGGAGAUGUAGGGGGGAUUACUUAUGACGACGUCCCAGGGUGAGUCGGGGUCGACGUCACCCUCCACACCUCCAUGCUCAUGAUCAGCAGUAGGAGCAGGAGCAGCUUUGGCAGAUCCAUCUUCAGUGUUGAGAUUGAAUGUUCUUCGAAUGUGUGGAUCACGUCGAGUCUUGGUGUCUAGGGUCAACCUGAGAAGAUCCUGACGCAUGAAAGAAAUGUCGGUCGCCGCCUCAGGGUGCAAAAGGCCCUUGUAGAUGUUGUGGUGAAGGUUUCUAUUGGCGACUUCGAGUGCAGUGGGGUGAUAGUCGACACCGAGGAUCUCCAGGUCGAUUGUCGAUGGCCAGUGGUGGUCGCUGGAUGUGGACGAUAAAGAAUUUGGUGGUGGUUUGAGGAUCGAGUGGAGGAGGAGUGCUAUGCAACCGCUUCCUGUGCAGAGGUCUAAGAUCCUGAGUUUGCGGCGGUUUCGCGGUUCAUGGUCACCUGCUCUUUGAUCUGUCUCUUGAACGGCAGAUGCAAGCAUAUUUGCAACAUUUUCGGUGUAUGCUUCUGUUUCAGGCCGGGGGAUCAGGACUGUGUUGGGAGUUAGGAUUUCUAGAUUGCCGAAAGGUUGGUUUCCGAGGAUAUGCUGCAGUGGCUUCCCCCGCGAUCUGUCGUGGACAGCUUUCGUUAAGAACUUCCGGAUCAGCUGGUCGCUGCCAUUCCUCAUGCCGUCUGAAACGGCUUUGCGAGCCAAAGAACCAUCUUCUGCCGUGGCAUUGUCUCUGGUAUUUGACAGGUUUCUGCGUGCGGCUCUUCUCUGAACGCCUUUGCUUAUCUUCCUUCCUGGUGACGCUUGAUCUUUCUUGUUGCCUUUAGAGGAGUAUAUGUG